UGCCCGGGGGCAGCAGCCGUCCUGGGGCCCCUCAGCACCCCCCGGGCGCACCUGUUGGAGUGGAAGCGGUGCAGCGGGUCUGUGCGGUGGCAGGACGAGAGCUGGCAGCCGAAAUCGCUGACGUCCAGGCAGCCCUCCUCGCUCAGGCUCAAGCUGCCGCCGCGCGGCGGAUGCUGGUGCGAGAGCAGCGGGCACGGCUCCUCGGGGGCCAGGAACUUCUCGUACGGCUCCUCGGUCAUGGCGGCGGGCGCGGGGGCGGCUCGGGAGGCGGCGGGGACGCCUGGGGCAGGCGGCGGGAGCGCCUCAGGCACCCGGCGGCGGCGGCGCCAUCAGCGGCCGGUCCCGGGACGCGCCGCGGUGUCACGGCGGCUCCUUCCGGCCCCGGCGGCGGCGCAGCGCCCCCCGCGGCGGGGAGGGCGCACGGCGGGGCCAUGGCGGCCGUGGUGGGCCACGGGCUCGCCGAGGGCGGCGGCGGCCGCGGGUUCCUGGGCCCGCGGGUGCCCGCCGAGGUGGAGGCCAUGGCCCGGGCCCUGCAGGACCUGGGCAAGGACACGUUCCGGCGGCUCCUCAAAGUCACCGUUAAUGCACUGGAAGGAAAAGACUGCAAGGAAUCUGUCAAGCUGAUUGCAGAAAGUGCUAAUCUCUCAGAAGAGCAACUUGCUUUCCUCAUUUCUGGCAUGUAUACCCUUCUCCGAGAGGCGUUGAGACUCCCCAUAUCAACCUUCAAACAAGAAGCUUUUAAGGAAGACCUGAAGGAGCUCAGGAUACCAGAAGAUUUCAUUGUGGACUUUUCCAGUGUAGUCUUUGGUAACAGGCAUCCCGCUUCCGAAGGCACAGCUCUGCUACAAAGAAGUAGGCUACCAGGUAUCCAGGACUUCAAGUGGAGAGUGGACGUAGCAAUAUCCACAAGCUCACUGGCCCGUGCACUUCAACCAUCCAUUCUGAUGAUGAUGAAGCUUUCAGAUGGGACAGCUCAUCGCUUUGAAGUGCCAGUUGCAAAGUUUCAAGAAUUGAGAUACAAUGUUGCCCUUAUACUGAAGGAAAUGAAUGAUUUGGAGAAGAGGAGCAUACUGAAGAUCCAAGACUGAACACUUUUAAAUUGGGAGUUUGUGGAAGAGACCUGGAACCCUCAGCGUGUUUUGUGAAUGGUAGAGCAGGGGACCAUCACCACUUUGCCUGUAUGAACUUCAAUGUGACAUUUAUGAUGUCUGCUGUAAAUAUUUUUUUCAAUUCAAGUGUUUAAAAGCACAAGCUCUUUUUGUAAGACUUAGGAAAACCAAAAAAUGUAUCUCUGAAAAAGUAUAAUGCUGUUUGCGAGCAUUUUGCAUGAUUCAUCAAAACAUUUUUUUAAAUAACUGUCUUAAUAGAUGUAAGAGUCAUUUAUUUCUGAUUAUGAUUCAUCACUUUAAUUAUUUUUGAAAGUCUGCUACCGGAAGCCCCAGCAAUGUGUAUGUAUCACAAGAAAGCUCUGCAAUACUUCAAAUAAAAAAUAAAAUAACAAACCCA
Pseudopipra pipra is the source of this 1506-nucleotide messenger RNA. RefSeq names its product COMM domain containing 5 (gene COMMD5). Gene Ontology annotation, cellular component: nucleus. NCBI's taxonomy places the organism in Eukaryota, Metazoa, Chordata, Aves, Passeriformes, Pipridae. The coding region runs from base 171 to 1088 and encodes 305 amino acids. The transcript is spliced from 7 exons. The record is from RefSeq and is a predicted model, not a curated record.